Nomia melanderi (Alkali bee) is the source of this 12826-nucleotide messenger RNA. NCBI's taxonomy places the organism in Eukaryota, Metazoa, Arthropoda, Insecta, Hymenoptera, Halictidae. The record is from RefSeq and is a predicted model, not a curated record.
AGAUGAAUACAUUAGUACUUUUGAUAAUUUCCUCGCCAAAGAUGGAAAACGUGCAAUGCUUAUACAUUUUCAAUCUAUGGAACCACCAUCACAUGAAUCAGGAAGGUGGAAUUCACAGUAUGAAGAGAUUAAAAGAAUGACACGUUGCUGUGUAACUGAUGGUUCUACUGAAGAGCUUUCUGGCAAAUGUGUUAUAGUUUAUAGAUUAAAAUCAGAUAUAGAUUUUGAAACUAAACACCUACUUGAAGAAACAUUUUAUGCUUAUGCAGAAGUUAAUCCUAUAUCCCAGAGUGCACUUGCAGCUAUAUCAGAAUUAAUUUUAAGAUUAAAUCUGCCAGCGAUAACUACAAACACAUUAUGGGGUGAAUUAUCAAAAAAUGAAGCUGGAGAGAAAGUGAUAAAUAAUUUUAUUUGCGAUUUUAGAGAUUUCUGUGAAUUUCUGAGUAUGACCAAGAUAGAUUUGGAGAGCAUAGUGAAAUUUGAAAUUGACUGGAAAAUAUUUAACAUGUACUUGGCAAUGCCAGGAGAUAGUUUAAAAAAGACUGCUAGCAAUCUAUCAGCUAUUAAUGCAGUAGAACAUAUUGUCAGAAAAUGGAUGAAGAGUAUAGAGAGGGCUGUUGUAGAAAGUCAACAAUUACGCAGAGAAACUGAAACAAUGGGACCAAAUGUAGAACUCUUUUACUGGAGAAGACUUUUAGUGCGUUUCUCAUCAAUAAUGGAACACAUUAAAUCUCCCACUACUCAAAAGCACAUAGAAUUUUUAACACAAGUAAAAUCCAAACAUAUAAAGAAAUGGAAAAUUCUAGAAGACCAUGUUAAAACCAUACAGAUUCUUGCAGAGGAUAAUGUAAAAUAUUUAUAUGCAUUAGAAAAAUUUACUCAGCCUUUAUACAGGUUUGAUCCAACUAAAAUUGGAGAAUAUUUACCCCCUCUUAUGUAUGCUAUACGAAUGAUAUAUGCUACUUCAAGAUUUUUCAACACAAGAAGAAUGGUCACAGCAGUUUUUGUAAAAAUGACAAAUCAAAUGAUUUUAGCAUGUAAAGCUUAUCUUACGGACAAUAACAAAGUAACAGUUUGGAAUGAAGUUAAAUGUGUGAUGAUAUCUAAAAUAAAGGAUUGUAAAAAAUUGUGUGAACAAUAUUAUGAAUAUUAUAUUUUAAUGUGUAAACAAGUAAGAGAAUCCAUUGACGAAAAGCCUUUUGAAGUAUCUGAGAUGUACGUUUUCGGAAAGUUUAAUACUUUCAAGAACAGAAUAAUAAAAGUUAAUUAUGAUCCUCUGGAUCAUAGAAAACCGUAUUUUGAUACUGACUACAAUAAAUUUAAAAAAAAUGUUGCACAAACAGAGACAGAUUUACGAAUAUUUUUUUAUAAAUGUGUUUCGGAGGCUCCUAAUAUAACAGAAGCACUGAGAGUAGUAGCAAGAUUUCAGAAAUUGAAGUUUAAGCAUCUGAGAAUUGAUAGGAAGUAUCUAGAACUUGCUACAUUGUUUCAAAAAGAAAUUGAAGAUGUGCGAGACCGAUAUAACGAAGAUAGAUCAGAUCCACCAAUACCCAGAAAUGUUCCACCGAUUUCUGGUCGUAUUUUAUGGAUUAGACAACUUUAUAGGCUGAUAACAUGGACAUCUUUAAAUAUUACCGAAGUAUGUGAUCAAAUAAAGGAAGCUUUCACAUCUAUGCAUAUCUUCGUUAAAGAAAUAACAGAUAUGAAGGAGGCAAGAGUCGAUGAAGUAUUUGAAUCUAUUUCAGAAGCUAUAUUAUUCAAACUUGAUAGUUAUCCUAAAAAGCCAACUGAACUUUUGGAUGACAAUGUUGCCUACAUAAAUAUGGUAGGCAGUGAUCUUGAAAUGAAAUCAUUGGCAGCAGAAAAAGCUGUUAUAACAAUCAUUAAUAAAUUCAUGGGCUUCAUAGUUGAUGAAUCUGUUCAAAAUGUUAAAUAUGAUUGGAUGGAUUUAGAUAAAGUGCAUAAACAUGUUUCACAAACAAAAUUAAUAAAAGAAAAAUAUGAACCAGGAUUUGCUCCUAUUGAAAGGACUCAUAAAGUUCAAAUAAAUAAAGUGCAUAACGAUUGCAUGGAACUGUUUGCAUUCUUUAAUAAUAAACUUGUAGAGGCUUUAGUAAAAUGUACAAAAAACUCUCUUGAACUGCUAAAGAAACAGGUCGCUGAUUUAAGUCCUCUCAUCAUGGAUAGUAAUAGUUUAGAGCAGCAACAGACUCCAAUAAUGAUAACCACGUUUGUGUUACAAAUUCCAAAUAUUAUAAUUUCACCGCCAAUAGAAGAUUUACAACAUUACUUCGGGAAGUUAAUAAUUAGCGUAUUAGAAACUCAUAAACAUAUUAUUACAUGGGGACAACGUUACACGGAUAUAAGAUUGUCCGGUGUAAGUUCUAAAGGAUCGCUGAAAAAUUAUUAUCAAAUAUUAUCUGAUCACAAAGAAAUAGUACGCUCCGUAAUGAGCUUGCAGGGUGUAAUUUCUUCCUACAAAGAUGAUAUCGUGCAGCUUGGAAAUAUAUAUUUACGAUAUUCUUAUAUAUGGUCUGAAGAAAGAAACAAGAUGAUUCAAUAUUUUGUUGAUUCUGAACCUAUUAUUCAGGAAAUCAAAGAGAAGUUUAUUGAGUAUGAUGAUUUAGUUAAAGAAAUACAGGAUUUACCAACUAGCCAUAUUGUUGGACCUAUACAAAUAAAAAUGGACAAACUGAAAUUAGCACUUUUAGUUGAAGCCCGUACAUGGAAAACAGUUUUAGGGCAAAUGUUAUCUACUAUGUAUAAAGAGAAACUUAGAAAGAUUACUGAAUACAUUAAUGAGAAGAAUAAAAUUUUGACUAGAGACAUAAAAGACUUAGAAGAUGUCAGAGUUGCUAUGAAGUGUUUGAGUGAAAUAAGAGAUGAUUUUAUAUCCUUAGAUACGGAAUUAAUAUUAAUAGAAGAAACCUACACAUUGAUGGGUAAAUUUAAUAUUCCUGUUUCAAAAGAGGAACAGGAUAUUGUUGACAGUCUCAGAUACAAUUUCACCAAUAUGUUAAAUAUGGCAAAACAAGUUCAAGCAAAAAUCUGUGAAAUGCAAGAGCCACUGAAGAAAGAAUUAACUGAUGGUGUUGCAGCAUUUAAACAAAAUGUGAUUGAUUUUGAUCGCGACUUUGAGGUGAAUGGUCCAAUGGUGGAGGGUAUACCAGCUAAAGAAGCCAGUGAUCGGCUUCUCUUAUUUCAAGCACGUCUUGACGAAUUAUGGGAAAGAUAUUUGACUUACAGUAGUGGUGAAAGUUUGUUUGGUUUAGAGUUAACCGAAUAUCCAGCUCUUCAUCAACGCAAAAGAGAAAUUAAUUUAUUGCAGAAAUUGUAUUCUCUUUACUUGCAAGUUAAUCGGACUAUCGACAGUUACUACGAGAUACCUUGGUCUGAAAUUGAUAUUGAGUCCAUAGUUACAGAAUUAGCUGAUUUUCAGAACAAAUGUAGAAGGCUACCAACUGCUAUGAGAGAUUGGCCUGCAUAUAUUGAUUUAAAAAAGAAAAUCGAUGAUUUUAACGAGACUUGUCCACUGUUAGAGUUAAUGGCAAAUAAGGCAAUGCAAGAAAGACAUUGGAAAAGAAUGUCUAAGCUGUGUAAAUAUAACUUUGACGUCGAGUCAGAAACUUUCACUUUAGCAAGUGUAAUACAAGCUCCUUUGUUGAAAUAUAAAGACGACGUUGAGGAUAUAUGUAUCAGUGCUGGGAAGGAAUUGGACAUAGACAGUAAAUUGAAACAAAUAGUUGCUGAAUGGGCUACGGUAGAUUUGCAAUUCUCUCAUUUUAAGCAAAGAGGAGAACUUCUUUUGAAGGGUACAGAAACAGCUGAGAUAAUAUCUCAAUUAGAAGAUAGCUUGAUGGUGAUCAGUUCUCUCUUGGCUAAUCGAUAUAAUGCACCAUUUAAAAAAGAUAUCCAACUGUGGCAAUUCAAACUCAGUAAUACCUCUGAAAUAUUAGCAAAAUGGCUAACUGUGCAAAAUUUGUGGGCCUACUUGGAGGCAGUGUUUAUUGGUGGUGAUAUAUCUAAACAACUUCCAGCAGAAGCAAAACGAUUUAAUAAUAUUGAUAAAGCUUGGGUAAAAAUUAUGUAUCGAGCACGCGAGAGACUCAAUGCCGUAGAGACAUGUACUGGCGAUGAAACAAUGGGUCAAUUUUUACCUCAUUUAUUGGAGCAACUGGAAUCUUGUCAAAAGUCUCUUAGUGGAUAUUUGGAGACAAAAAGAAGUAUAUUCCCAAGGUUUUGCUUUAUAUCAGAUCCUACACUGUUAGAGAUAUUAGGACAAGCAGCUGACUGCCACACUAUACAGAAAUAUCUUGAUGGCUUCUUUGACAAUAUAGGAAAGUUAGAAUUUGCGGAGAAAGAAUAUGAAAAAAUUGUUGCCAUGUAUUCUCGUGAAAAUGAACGUAUAGUACUAGAAAAGGAAGUUAUAUGUACAGGAGGUGUAGAGAAUUGGCUAAAUACUUUGCUAAUAGUUCAUCAACAGUCAGUCGGUAGUGUAAUCUCCCAAGGAUUACAGACUUUGAGUUUAGAUGAAUUUGACUUGAUACAAUUAAUAGACAAUUCUGUUUUACAAGUGGGGUUGCUAAGUUUGCAAGUUUUGUGGACUCGCGAUUCUGAAAUAGCACUGAAUACAGUGAAACGGGACAGAACAGUGAUGAAGAAGACAAAUCAGUGGUUUCUUGAUUUAUUAAAUCUUCUCAUUGAAGUAACCGUAAAAGAUCUAACUAAAUAUGCAAGAUCUAAAGAUAUAUUUGAUGAGCUGUGCCGAUCUAGAAUUCGCAAUGCACAAGAUUUUGAAUGGUUAAAGCAAAUUAGAUUUUAUUACAAUUCUGAGACUGAAGAUAUUCCUAUAAAAAUCACUGAUAUAGAUUUCGUUUAUCAGAAUGAAUUUUUAGGGUGUACUGAUCGUCUUGCUAUUACACCUCUUACAGAUAGAUGUUACAUUACAUUGGCCCAAGCUGUGGGCAUGAAUUUUGGCGGUGCACCAGCUGGUCCUGCCGGUACUGGAAAAACAGAGACCACUAAAGAUAUGGGGAAGGCUCUUGGAAAGUACGUGGUUGUGUUUAAUUGUUCUGAUCAAAUGGAUUUUCGUGGUCUCGGUAGAAUAUUUAAGGGAUUAGCUAUGUCUGGUUCAUGGGGAUGUUUUGAUGAAUUUAAUCGCAUCGAUUUACCUGUUCUAUCUGUGGCUGCUCAGCAAAUAGCAAUUGUGCUUACGGCACGGAAAGAAAGAAAAACAUCUUUUUUAUUUAGUGAUGGCGAAACAUAUAAAAUAAACUAUGAAUUCGGAUUGUUUAUUACAAUGAAUCCUGGCUAUGCUGGUCGCCAAGAGUUACCAGAGAAUUUGAAAAUACAAUUUAGAAGUGUGGCUAUGAUGGUUCCCGACAGACAAAUAAUUAUGCGUGUAAAAUUAGCAGCCUGUGGUUUCAAAGAAAAUGUGUUAUUAUCACGAAAGUUCUUUACAUUGUAUAAGUUGUGUGAAGAACAACUCAGUAAACAAGUGCAUUACGAUUUUGGACUAAGAAACAUACUGUCUUGCUUAAGAACUCUCGGGGCACAAAAACGAGCAAAUCCUACAGACUCGGAAGAAACUACCCUUAUGAGGGUGUUAAGAGAUAUGAAUUUAUCGAAACUGGUGGAUGAAGAUGAGCCUCUGUUUAUGUCCCUUAUAGAAGACAUGUUUCCUGGAAUUAAACUCAGAACUCAAACAUACAAGGACUUGCAGAAAGCAAUAGCAAACGCAACUAAUGCACUUGGUAUAAUGAAUCAUCCAGAAUGGAAUUUGAAAGUAGUUCAAUUAUAUGAGACUUCUCUUGUACGCCAUGGUUUAAUGGUUCUUGGACCAACUGGUGCUGGAAAGACUCAAUGUAUGUGGGUUUUAAUGAAGGCUCUUACAGAGAUGGGUAUGCCACAUAAAGAAGUCAGAAUGAAUCCAAAAGCUAUUACUGCUUCCCAAAUGUUUGGAAGAUUAGAUGUUGCAACAAAUGAUUGGACAGAUGGUAUAUUCUCUACUCUAUGGAGGAGAUCAACGCAAAUAAAGAAAACAGACAACUUGUGGAUCGUUUUGGACGGACCUGUGGAUGCAGUUUGGAUUGAAAACUUGAAUUCUGUGUUAGAUGAUAAUAAAACUUUGACUCUGGCUAACGGCGAUCGAAUAGUAAUGGUUCCGAAUUCAAAGUUGGUUUUUGAGCCAGAUAAUGUCGACAAUGCAUCCCCAGCAACAAUAUCGAGAAUGGGAAUGGUGUUUAUGAGUGCUUCUGUAUUAAAAUGGAGUCCAAUUUUAGAGGGGUGGUUCAAAAAACGACCACCUACAGAAGCAACGGUAUUGCGCAAUUUGUUUAAUAAACUAUACAACGAUGCCCAUACUUUUGUUCAGACAAAGCUUCCAGUAAAAAUGAAGCUCUUGGAAGCAAUCUAUAUAAGACAAUGUAUUGAUUUAUUAGAAGGUUUACUCGGCGAAGAUACACUUACGACGUAUCAUAUUGAGAAGAUAUUUCUGUUUUCUGUUAUGUGGAGUUUGGGAGCUGUAUUAGAGUUAGAAGAACGUAAUGCUUUGCAAGAAUUUUUAGUCAAUCACGAGUCGAAGUGCAAUUGGCCACGAAUAAAAGAAGAUGAAACUAUUUUUGAGUAUUUAGUAUCUGAUAAUGGAGAUUGGCUACAUUGGUCUGCGAGAGUUCCAGAAUUUAUAUACCCCUCAGAUGAAGUUUUACCAUAUCAUUCGAUUCUUGUUCCAAACAUAGACAAUACAAGAACGAUGUUUUUAAUUGAUACUAUCGCGAAGCAAAGAAAGGCAGUGUUACUGAUAGGAGAACAGGGUACUGCAAAGACUGUAAUGAUUAAAAGUUAUAUGUCUCAAUACGACCCUGAAAAGCACCUACAUAAGUCUUUCAGUUUUUCAUCGGCAUCAACGCCUAACAUGGUUCAACGCGUAUUCGAAAGCUAUGUGGAAAAAAGGGUUGGGACAACUUAUGGUCCACCAGGAGGCCGUCAAAUGACCAUUUUUAUCGAUGAUAUAAAUAUGCCAGCUAUAAACGAAUGGGGCGAUCAAAUUACUAAUGAGAUUGUUCGUCAAUUGAUGGAAUAUAAAGGGUUCUAUUCCUUAGAUAAGCCCGGCGAUUUUUCUAUUAUACAAGAUAUUCAACUAGUUGCCGCAAUGAUUCAUCCAGGUGGUGGAAGAAAUGAUAUUCCUCCAAGGCUAAAACGACAGUAUAAUAUCUUUAAUUGCACAUUGCCGUCGAAUAAAUCGAUGGAUACUAUAUUCAGAAGUAUUGGUCAAGGAUAUUUUUGCGAUACCAGAUUCGACGACACUAUUGUCAACUUCUUACCAAAGUUGAUACCUUUAACCAGAGUUCUGUGGCAGCAAACGAAGUUGAAGAUGUUGCCAACGCCAGCAAAGUUUCAUUAUGUUUUCAACUUAAGAGAUUUAUCUCGAAUUUGGGAGGGGAUCCUUAGGAUAGAGAAAAAUGAAUGUUAUUCUGCAACUGUUCUGUUGAAGCUCUGGCAGCAUGAAUGUCUUCGCGUAAUCGCAGAUAGAUUCACUAGCGAGGCAGACACUAAAUGGUUUAAAAGCACCAUGAAACAUACAGCUGAGAAAAUGUUGGGUCAUGACUUUAAACACUAUGUUCCAACAGAAACAUACUUUGUCGAUUUCUUACGUGAACCACCCGAGCCUACUGGAGAUGAGCCAGAGGACUUUGUGUUUGAAGCACCAAAGAUCUAUGAAGAAAUACCAAGUUAUGAAAUUGUAAUAGAAAAAGUCCGACAAAAUAUGGAACAGUUUAAUGAGUAUAUUCGUGGAAUUCAUCUUGAUUUGGUAUUUUUCCAAGACGCUUUAAUACAUUUAAUUCGUAUAUCACGGAUACUCGGAGUUCCCAGAAGUAAUGCCAUGUUAGUAGGAGUUGGAGGUUCAGGGAAGCAAAGUUCUUUAAUGGAAGACCUUCGGUUGCUCUAUCGUACUUCUGGUACAGGCAGCAAAGGACACACUUUUAUAUUUACCGAUAACGAGAUAAAAGAAGAAGGCUUUUUAGAAUACAUAAAUAAUAUUCUCAGUGUUGGGGAAGUUGCAAAUCUUUUUCCAGCGGAUGAACUCGAUGAUAUUUUAUCAACUGUUACGCCUUUAAUGAAAGUUGAUGAACCAAGACGACCACCAACGCCGGACAAUCUUUAUGAUUAUUUCAUAUCGCGAGCUAGAAACAAUUUACACGUAGUUUUAUGCUUCUCGCCGGUUGGUGAGAAAUUUAGAUCACGAGCACUUAAGUUUCCUGGUCUUAUUUCUGGUUGUACAAUAAACUGGUUCUGGAGGUGGCCCCGAGAUGCCCUAUAUGCGGUUGGAGAUCACUUCCUGAAGAAAUUUAAAGUUAUUUGCUCAUCAGAGGUAAAGCAACAGCUGAUUGAAGUGAUGGGAGACAUCCAGGAUGAUGUUAACAACAUUUGCGUGGAAUACUUUGAUAGAUUCAGAAGACAAGUGUAUGUCACUCCAAAAUCAUUCUUAACAUUUUUGAGCGGAUACAAGACUCUUUAUAAACAACGUUUGGAUAAUAUUAAUACUCUAGCUUUCCGUAUGAGUAAUGGUUUAAAUAAAUUAGUAGAUGCUGCAGCUCAAGUCGACGAAUUAAGGAAAGUAUUGGAGAAGAAUCAACAGGAGAUUGCUCAGAAGAAUGUCCAAGUGGAAGCUAUUUUGGUUACUGUUAACGAGAAAAAGCAAGAGGCAGAAACAGUUAAGGCUCACGUUCAAGUUACCAAAGAUGAGGCGGAAGCCCUUUUGAAAGUAAUAGCAAAAGAGAAAGGGAUAGCAGAGAGAAAAUUGAAAGCUGCAGAGCCUGCUUUAUUGGCUGCAGAAGCUGCGUUACAAACUAUUAAAGCAGCUGAUAUUGCAACAGUACGUAAACUAGGUAAACCACCAUAUCUUAUCACGCUUAUAAUGGACUGUGUUUUAAUACUUUUUGGAAGAAAAUUAGAAUCAGUAAAACCUGACUAUGAACGGCAAUUUUUAGUGCCAUCUUGGUCUGAAGCAUUAAAGGUACUGGCUGAUACUAGGUUCCUCUUUAACUUACAAAAUUUCCCAAAGGACAACAUUAAUGCAGAAACAGUUGAUUUGAUGCAACCGUAUUUAAAUUACCAUUUGUACACUUAUGAAGCUGCAAAGCAAGCAUGUGGCAAUGUUGCUGGUCUUAUACAAUGGACCAUUUCUAUGGUUACAUUCUACGAGAUAAAUAAAGACGUUCUUCCUUUAAAAGCAAAUUUGGCUGUACAAGAAAACAAGUAUGAGAAGGCGAAUCGAAAUUUAAAUGAAGCUGAGAGUCUCCUCAGAGCAAAAGAUGAAGAUUUAAAGAUUGUACAAAAAGAGUUCGAUGGCGUUAUGGAAGAACGUCAAGCGAUAGUUGAUCUAGCUGAAGCUUGUCAAGCAAAAACGGAUACAGCGACUGCAAUGAUCGAAGGACUUUCUGGAGAAAGGAUCAGAUGGACAGAGCAAUUAGCAACAUUUAAAUCAGAAACGGACCGUCUUGUUGGAGAUGUAUUGAUUCUAAUGGGUUUCUUAUCAUAUUGUGGGCCAUUUAACCAGGAAUUUAGGACUCUCUUGCAACGCAAAUGGUUUGACUUCAUCCAAGCUAGAAAAAUUCCAAUAUCUGUCAUAAUAAACAUAUCAGCCUCGCUGACUGAUACUGCUACUAUUGGAGAAUGGAGCUUACAAGGUUUACCAACAGACGAUUUGUCAAUUCAAAAUGGGAUCAUAGUAACAAAAGCAUCCAGAUAUCCUCUUUUAAUUGAUCCUCAAUUACAAGGGAAAGCAUGGAUUAAGAAUAAAGAAGAGGACUUUAACUUACAGCCGACACUGCUUACUCAUAAAUAUUUCCGAAAUCAUUUGGAGGAUUGUGUUUCUCUUGGUCGCCCUUUACUUAUUGAGGAUGUAGGAGAAGUACUGGAUCCCGUACUAGAUAAUUUAUUAGAGAAAAAUUUUAUUAAAAUUGGAACAUCUUUAAAGGUCAAAUUAGGUGAUAAAGAAGUAGACAUUCAUUUAGAUUUUAGACUGUACAUCACCACAAAAUUACCAAAUCCAUCAUACACACCAGAAGUCUUUGCUCGUACUGCUAUAAUUGAUUUUACUGUUACCAUAAAGGGUUUAGAAGAUCAACUUUUAGGAAGAGUUAUUUUAACAGAGAGAAAAGAACUUGAAACAGAGAAGACACAGUUAAUUGCAAACGUGACUGCAAACAAUAGGAAGAUUAAAGAAUUGGAAACAAAUCUGUUACAUAAAUUGACCACUGUUGAGGGACCUUUAAUAGAAGAUGUAGAACUAAUGUCUGUGUUGAAUACUACAAAACAAACUGCAGCUGAGAUAACCGAGAAGCUAAGCAUUGCAAAGGAUACAGAAUUAAGAAUUGAUACAGCACGAGAAGAAUUUAGGCCAGUUGCAACUCGUGGCAGUGUCCUUUAUUUCUUGAUCUGCGACAUGGCCUUAGUAAAUUGCAUGUAUCAAACAUCCCUGGUUCAAUUCUUGGAGCGUUUCGACAUUUCUAUGGAAAGAUCUGAAAGAAGUCCAGUCAAUCAAAGGAGAAUAAACUACAUUAUCGAGUACCUUACGUACGAGAUAUUUAGAUAUAAAGCACGUGGUCUUUACGAAAUCCACAAAUACAUGUUUAUCUUAUUAAUGACGCUAAAAAUUGAUCUACAACAAGAAGCCAUUUCUUACGACGAAUUUCAGUAUUUCAUUAAGGGUGGUGCAGCUUUAGACUUAAACACUGUUCAACCGAAGCCAUGCAAAUGGAUUUCUGAUGUCACUUGGCUCAAUUUAGUUGCACUGUCUUCAUUGAGACAAUUCCAGUACAUUCUUUCUCAAGUACCAACUUCUGAGAAACAAUGGAAACAGUGGUUUGACAAAGAAGCUCCAGAGGAGGAAGUCAUACCAAAUGGAUACAACAUUUUGGAUAGUUUCCGACGUUUGUUGUUAAUAAGAGCCUGGUGUAUAGAUAGAACAUUGUCUCAGUCAAGAAAGUAUAUAGCGAGUUCGUUGGGUGAACGAUAUGCAGAACCUGUUAUCACUCUUUUAGAUGUAAUGCAUAGUGAAUCAAGGCCAAAUACACCAAUGGUAUGCUUCUUAAGCAUGGGGUCUGAUCCUACUCCUAGCAUUCAACAACUUGCGAGGAAGAAGGAGAUUAUGUGUAAAAGUAUUUCGAUGGGCCAAGGUCAGGAGGUUCAUGCACGAAGAUUGCUUCAAAGUGCAAAAACUGAAGGUUUCUGGGCAUUGUGUCAGAAUUGUCACUUGGGUUUAGAUUAUAUGGUAGAAGUAACAAGUUUUCUAUUGGACAUGGAAGCACCGCAUCCUGAUUUUCGUAUAUGGAUAACCACUGAACCACAUAAAGAUUUUCCAAUUUCCCUUCUUCAAAUGUCCAUAAAAUAUACUUAUGAACCUCCGCAAGGAGUAAGAGCAGGUUUACUUUCCACGUAUAGUGGUAUGAAUCAAGAGAUGCUAGACCAAUGUGAUGCUGCACAGUAUAUACCAAUUAUUUAUACCGUAUCAUUUUUGCACACUGUUGUUCAAGAACGACGAAAGUUUGGUCCCCUUGGAUGGAAUAUUCCAUACGAAUUUAAUAUGGCUGAUUGGUUGGCAUCUUGUAUGUUCAUUAAUAAUCAUUUAAAUGAUUUUGAUGUGAAGCAAGGGAUUAGCUGGUCAACUAUUAGAUAUAUGAUAGGGGAAGUCCAGUACGGUGGACGUGUGACUGAUGACUAUGAUAAAAGACUAUUGAAUACAUUUGCUAAACUUUGGUUUUCAGAAGCAAUUUUUACUGAAGAUUUUGUAUUUUUCAAGGGGUAUCCUGUACUUGUCCAUAAACAAGUUACAGAUUAUUUGAAAAUAAUAGAUGAAAUGCCUACUGUAGACCCACCCCAAGUUUACGGUUUACACCGUAAUGCGGAUAUUACAUAUCAGAGUAAUACGACCCAAACUGUGUUAGACACAAUAAUGUCUGUGCAACCAAAGGAAGCAGGAGUUGGUGGUGGUGAAUCUAGAGAAGCAAUUGUAACAAAACAGGCAAAAGAAAUGUUAAAGAAAUUACCCCCCAUGUAUGAUCCAUUUGAAGUGAAACAGAGAUUGCAGAUACUAGGCACAACUGCACCAAUGAAUAUUUUCUUGAAGCAAGAAAUAGACAGGAUACAAAUAGUUAUUAAAUUGGUUAAUAUUGUUCUUAAGGACCUUCUUCUUGCCAUAGAGGGUGUCAUUAUAAUGAGCGAGGAAUUGAGAGACUCUCUUGAUAGUAUAUACGAUGCCAGAAUACCAAAAACGUGGAAAAUGAAAUCGUGGGAAUCUUCAUCUCUUGGAUUCUGGUUUACAGAAUUGUUAGAUAGAAACAAACAAUUUUCAACUUGGUUGUUCUCUGGUAGGCCAGCUAAAUUUUGGAUGACUGGUUUCUUUAAUCCUCAAGGAUUUUUAACAGCUAUGAGACAAGAGGUAACAAGGGCUCAUAAAGGAUGGGCUCUGGAUAAUGUAACACUUCACAAUGAAGUUCUACGUUAUACAGCAGAUGAAGUGAAAACUCCACCUUCAGAGGGAGUUUAUGUGUAUGGAUUAUUCCUAGAAGGAGCUGGCUGGGAUAAAAGGAACAACAGACUGUGUGAAUCAGCAAAUAAAGUUCUGUUUGUCCUAAUGCCUGCAAUUCAUAUUUAUGCCCUUUACAACAUCCCUGACAAAGACCCUAAAUUAUAUCAGUGUCCAGUAUAUAAAAAGCCACAAAGGACGUAUGCACAAUUGAUAACACCGUUGUGGUUGCAAACAAUUAGACCUCCCGACUUUUGGGUCUUACGUGGAGUAGCAUUAUUAUGUGACAUUAAAUAA